GGCAGGAGGCAGCCAUUGGCGGAUGCUCGUUGCAACCAACGCAAAAAUUAUACCUUGAUUUUCGACCGCGCGCGUGCUGCCCGAAAUACGCGCUCGGGUAAAAGCUGACCUAAUUGAUUCGUUUCGCGCGCACGUUGACUCCGGUUUGGUGAAUUUAUGCCGUCGUGAUGGGAUAAGUGAAAUUAGUGCUAAAAAUCUGUGACUAAUCUUUCCGUGCAGCAAAUACAAAUCGUGAUUCACCCAAACCCCAAACCAGAAAAAAAACAACAAACGAAUUUGUGAAAAUUGAAAUACCCGCAUUAAACAAGAGGCGAACAUAGAUCAUGUGGCUAAGCCCCCAUUCAGCAUAAACGGGGAGGCCCGAUUGUUGUGCAUAUACACGCAGUGCAGUGUUUUUUCCGUUUUUGUUUACAUGCAGUUCUUCUAUAACGCAGCAGCAGCAGCAGUGUGCGCCAUCAUCUGACCGAGAGGAGGGGAAAUAAGAUGCGGAAAGCCGAGAAACGCGUAACUCAAUGGCAACCGAUUAAACUUGUUUUUUUUGCAAUGGCCUGUACUUUUGAAGUAAGUGAGAUAUGCCAGUAACUUUUGAGCACAUAAUUUCACGUUCAUCUUGACCGAAAAAGGCAUGCGACGCACGAUGCUGUGAGUGCAGGGGAAAACUAAAAAAGGCCCGAUAUUCAAUUGAUUGUGAGUUGAGCGCUUUUUUACUGUGGAUAUUCCAAAAAGCCUUCAGAGCUGAAGACAUUUAAUGCGAUUUGUUUAAUCAGUAUAGGAAGUGUUAUUUUUACAUCCAUUUAGCUUUGGAAGCUUUAGUGACUUAAUUCGUUCGCAUUGUGCAAUCAAAACUAUCAUGAAGAUUAUGGAUCAAGCAACACUAAAAACAUUUUUGUUGUUAAGUGUCUCGUUGCUCGUCUAACAAGGCAGUUGUCGUACGAAGCUCUUGGGAGACUGCUUAUGUAAGAACAAUGGAAAUAUCUGUUUGGACGACGACAGCGAUCCAUGAGCUAAAGCUAUAUACGAUAUACGAAGCAAAACAAUGAAACGCGUAGCUCUUUUCAUAAAAAGAAACGUUAUUAAACCAAUCGAAAAAUACAUAACCGCUGGCUGCUGAAAAAAGGUGAAUUUCGAAGCACUGUUGAAGAACAAUUGUCCUAAGGCAGGUGCUGUUCGGAAGUACGCCUUCGUUCCAGGUUAGCUUAAAGUUUGUACACCCUUCGGCGUCGUAGAGGAAUGGUUGCUCCACGGAACGGGCAGGAAACUAAUCGAAACCGCAACCGGUGGAACACAGAAGUAAACAAAAAUGAAUGCAAGCUCAGUGAAGUGUGUUGUUUGGAGAAGUACCGUUUCCCCAGAGUAGUUUGUUUUGCCAUCUAGACGAGAGUGGAAAGUGUAGCUCAAGGAGGCAGGGUAGAACAAGCAACUGAAUAUUUAAAUUUUUCUUGAACAGCAACCAACCACUUACUUGCUCGAAUUUGUAUUACAAUUGUUGGAAAAAGUAUUAUCGCAUUUGCUGUGCUACCCCCAGCAAGAGGUUGGGCAAAAAAAGGUUCUCUAUAUUGAAUAAAAAAAUAUAUUAAGAUAUAGAGAAAACAAUCCCAUGUGGUGCUGCAUAGCCAAUCUCGUAUCGUUAGAUAUUAUGUAGUUUAUUAUAAUACUUUAGUGUAGGUAUGUGUGUUUUAGAAAUGUGUUUCAUGGAUUUUGUUUAUCGAAGUGCUGAAGAACAAGUUACAUAAAUAGGGCAUAGCUCCAACUUCGAUGUUAUUCUGCGUGUCUUUCGUGCUUUCUCGACGGUAUACCUGCUAACCUGCAACUCCCUUUGAACAACUAUAGAAAAUACAGAAUAAGUAUUAAAAAAAGACACACAAGCGCACAAGCUGCCAUUCGCCACCGAUUCGACCGUCAUCUUGCAUGGGACCGAGUUUCGAUAGUAGCAGCAGUAACAGCAGCAGCCUGAACUUGAACUUCAUCAUGUCGAAACCUGAAUUACUGCAGUAAAUUAGCAGAACAUCAAACGCUUCCCUAGACAGCCGCUUGGUUGAAGAAGCAGGUAGCAGUGCUUAGUUGCAGCAAACAAAAGUGAAACGAUAUAUGAACAGCAAACCGCCAUCGGUGUUGAAACACGAGAAAACUUAAAUUGAGGUAAAUUCGUUGGUUGCACUGUACCGACGACUGGCGGAUGGACGCCAGAGCGGUGGGGUUGAAACAUAAACAAUUCAAGAGUGGCCACGAAUGUGAAAUUUGCGUCAAUCAUCGCAACGAAAGAAAAAAAUUAACCGCUUUCAUCAGUUGCUUCUUCACUCGUGAAUCCAACCAUACGAGAGCUUAUCCAAAACAACACUGGUACGAACAGAGUGCUUUGGCCUAACCUAUAGCAUCGGAAACCGUUCGGGUCGAGAUCAGUAGAACCUCUCCGCCACGGUAAAGUCGAUAAACAUACCAACACAACAGUACGCAGGCGGCCAGCCAGAACCCGAACGACUGUGUGUAUGCAGAAUAAUCCGACUAGACCGUGCGAGUAAAAGAAAAAAAAAAUACCGACCGGGCGUCUUCGGGUGUCGGUAAAAUCCGUCGUGCCCGCACUUUGCUUGCACGCACACACCCACAGACGGAGAGCACGCGGAAGAACGACGAAAAUUUGCCAACAUCCAGUUAGCAGUCAGUUAGUCGACGCUUGGCAAGGUAUCGGUGCUGAUUCAUUGUUUCAUUCAUCAGAAGACGGCCGCGCGGCGAGCAAGUGUUUUCUUGAAAAGCAGUGCUUGAGAGGUGAUUUUCUGUGCGGGGCAAUUUAUGAUGUGUCUCUAGAGGUAGAGAAGUAUCAGCAACAAAAUUAGUGCCCCACAUAAAUUGGUGACCAAGCAAAAGCAACAAAAAAAUAAAACAAAAACUUUAAGUCCGUGAUACUGAAGCAGAUGUGAAACUACUAUUGGAUACACGCACGGAGCAAAAAUCAGAUGUAUCGCUAUGUAGUUGCAUUUUGAAACAUAGAUCCGUUACAAACGUUCGCGUUAACAAACAGGCAAAAAAUAAGAGUGAUCAGUGAAGUGUUGAAAACUUCUCACGCCGUUGGAACAAUGAAUCUUCGGUGCCAGUUACGGCUCUGAAAUGCCGAGAAGUGCGAUGACUGAAGAAAAACUUCGUCGGUUUCGAACACCAUUUUAAAGCAGAAAAUGACGAAAUUCAAACGAACGACGAAAAGUGAAACUUGUGCAGCACAAUGUUAGCAGUAGAUUGUCUGGUCGGUGGAUUACUACUCAGUUCGAUUGGUGUGAAUAUCCUAGCACUUGGUGCUUUCUGGGUCACUCCAAGCCUUCGGACAACAGCCAAUCGGUUCGUGAUUAACUUGCUGAUUGUGAACUUGGUAUGUUGUAUAAUUCUUGGCCCAUCGCUACUGCUGAAUGCAUUUACAUCGAAAUCAGCGCCGGUUUCACCGUCGACGGUGGUGGUACUGGCCGCGACCACCGUGUCGACCUCUGUUACAACUGCAACGGCGUCGACCUCCAGAAAUGGAAGCAUUGCUACAGCAGUGGCUGGAAUUCCACCAGCGAUAUUAGUGAAUACGACGGCUAGUGAAGACGAUAGUGUACAUAACCGGACCGGUAGAAUAGUUAAGUGCCGAAACGCCACCAUUAUUGAAUGUGAUACUAUAUUGAUAAGCAUUAAUGUAAAUAAAGGAGAUGAUGAAGAAGACGAAGAAGGGCAUACAGUGGAUUCGAGUCAUGGUAAAGUGAUCGAUACAAAACUGACGCUGACGAAAAUCAGAUGCUGGGGGCUCGAUUUGGUUGUUGCCCUCGGUGCUCUUUCGGUGCUACUGGUGGUAGGCGAUACUUGGUGUGCUGUUACCGAUCCGUUGCGGUACCAUUCCCGAAUCUCAGAGCUUAAAGCUUGGGCAUUUAUCGCAGCCACUUGGCUGCUUGGAAUCGCCUUCGGAAUCGCUUCCGGUUUUCGAGGUGACCAGAAAAACAUUACUUUGUUUAACAAUCGACUAACGAGUGCGGGAGCGGCGGCCGAUUUUGAAGCUAGUCAUUUGAAUAGGAAUAUAACGGGCUCUGAUCAGCGCGACGGCAGCCAGUUGAAUCCUCUCAACAUUUCGGAGGAUUUGUACAAUACCAUAUUCUCAUACACGUACUUUGUGAUUGUCAUUUUGCUGCCGUUUGCCCUCGUGUGCGGAAUGUAUUGGCGAAUAUUUUCGGAAGCUCGGGAAAGCGGUCAACGAAUGCGACAAAAUGGUUCAUCGCCAUUACUUCAGAGUGCAUUGAAUCUAGCGGCCAUUUCGGCACAAAAACAAGCCGAAAAGCAAGCUGAACAACAACGCCAGCAGCUCGACCACCGUGAAGGGUGUGACAUGCUGACAAUGAAAAUCGACAAACAGAUUCAUUAUGAAGGUGAAACUAUAACUGUGAAUAGUAUUCAACACAACAGUAGUACUAAAUUGAAGGAUUCCUGUUUAAAGCCCUUAUUGCAACAGUCACCAACGCCGACACCCACUCACAAACCUGUACAACAGCCCUUGGAAGACAAACCAACAAUAGUACAAAUGACACGCAGUUCUACGGCUACGUCCUUUUCGGCACCAACUAAUAAGCCUAAAGCGUCAUUGAAACCGGACCGAAACCAUAACAUUAUGUUGGCAGCUCCAGAAAUUGAUGGUUUGAUGUACAACAAAGAAAAACCUGGGAAAAUUCGUCGCAAUCACAGUGCUGGACGGUUGGUCAGCUUCAGUGACCAAUAUCAGGACGUUCGUGUAGGUUUGAGACAAGUUCACUCGACGCCUAAUUUUCAAAGGUUAGCAUCGUCUGAGUUCGAUCACAUCGGUAAUCAUCACAUACUGUCCCUACCAGCUGUGCACGUCCCUCCCAAGGCAUUGAGCUACAUGACAUCCAUCAGACAUCGGCUGUCGAAUGCUUCUUCACUCUUUAAAUACCGCGAAGAGUCACGCGCAGCUAGAAUCAGCAUCCUGGUGAUAAUUAUGUUUCUCGUUUCAUACCUACCAUAUGGUAUACUGGUGCUAAUGCAGGGUCAUGUUGAUCUUUUCCUGGUAUCCGAUCAAGCCCUGUUGGCAAUUUUAACCGUGGUAAUUGCCAAUCUGAGCUCCCCUUUCAUUUUCGCCUACCGAAACAAGCGAGUACGACGAGGAGUGCGACGUUUGCUCCGCAUUGAUAAGAAAACUAACGAGCGUCUGCUGAAACUUACCACUAGUAAUACUCACUUCAACAAUAACAACAACAACAACUACAAUACCAACAUCAGCUUUCACAACGCAAUCAACGGGGGCGACGGAAGUGCUUCCAAUGGUCACAUUGUGGCCUCCCACCAGAAGUCCCACAAGGUGCGUAUCGCUGGACUUUCGCGAAGCAACAGUUCGUGCAAGUAUCUUACCCCGAACCACGCGGCAGCGGUGGCCGUCGCCAACGGGUUCAUCGUCGAGUUCGAGCGGUACCCCUCGGAUGAGCUCAACAGUCUAUGCAUCCAGAAGAAAUCGAUCCUGAAACGAGUCUGUGAUAGUUCGCGCAAAUGGGGCUGCAAUUUUGCCACCAAUUCCUGUACCAGCAGCGACGAACAAACGGAAGUGUAGCUAUGAGCUGUGCGUGUGUGUGCGUGUUCCCCCUUUAUUUCUUAACGCGAAUCUGCUCCGUGCACCGGAAUGGGCUGGUUUAGUGCAGAUCUGCCGUUGAGAUAGUUUCACUUAAAUCAAUUAGCAUUUGUGUCAUUUAAAUUGAUUAAGAGAUCUUUUGACUUUAACGUAAUUUGUGAAGCUCAUUGCCACGAACUGUCUCGUAUUUGUUACGAUCUCUCGAAAAUGGAACGUUCUACUUGUUAGAGAAGCAUUUGCUAAGGGAAUUUUAAUUCCUUUCCCACCGAUUCCUUCCACCAGAUCUACGAGAACGCUUGGAACUUGAUGAGCAUGACUGUUCUCCACAGCAAGUAGAAUUUCAUACCUUCACAAACUGGACGUCGAUUGUACGCUCGACCGGACUAGAGAAAAGGCGCGAUAAAAUCUUUCCCAUUUAGGACUGAAUAAAUCGCCCGAAAUAAAAAUAAAUUCUCUCGAGCUUGUUUGUGGGAACCAUCUGGCGAUCAAGACAGGCAAAUUUAUGUGCUAACUGAUUGCGCUGACCGUUGCUAUGAUUAGCGGGUGCUCUCCAGGCGAAACGCCUUGACGCAUAUGGCCACGUGUGCCACAUUUGUUUGUGAAUCGAAUACCUAUCUUCGUUUGGUCUUGUUUUUCAAUUCAAACAAAACCUGCGUGAACGAACUGCACUCUUCGAAGGAGUGACAAAGCGUUACCAUGUGUUGUAUUUUAUUGUUUCGGUUUACAUUGCAGCUCUGCCUUAUAACUACGAUAGUACCGGUUAUGCUAAUAGGAAGAGGCGGCAUACUGAAACAAGUACUACGGGACGGUUGAUCUCGUUGCAGGUUAUUUUUCCUUUUGUCGAGCUUGCAUAUUUUCCUUUGCUGCACGUACUCGUAGAUAUACAUGCAACCGGGGUUGGCUAAAAAUAAAAUUCUAGACUGAAGAAAAAUGCAACCUUGCGCAAAAGGCAGAAGAAUGCCGGCCAAAUUUCUAGUAGCGAAGCCCGAGAGAGAGCAGUGGAAUUCACCUCCAGGGCCUGGUUACUGUUUGAAGCGGUUUUCCGCUCGUAGGAAACUUCUCUAGAGGCACCGAGAAAUGAAGCAGUAAAAGCUUGGCACAGUUCAAAUCGUUCAGAUUUUUGCUUCGCUGCGGCAAAACUUCGCAUAGCGGCAGACAUUACUAGACAACUAAAAUUCAUUUUACUUGACGGUGGGCGAAUUAUUAAAAUUUCUCGCAAGUGCGCUGUUUCGAGAUCCUUACGCUGUCAUACAACCUGUCGGUUUGUCACUCUACGUUGGAGUGCCUUUGUCAGUAAUAUUCAUGUAAACGUUCUCAGGAACCAUGAUGCUGUUUGUUACUACGUUUACCGUAUUCUACGUUGUAGAAGCAUCCAACAUCCAAGAUUUUUUUCAAAUUCAACAAAAAUUUAGUUAAACAUACGUCAGAGCCUUCGGUCUCAACUCCAAAUUAUGUAACGAGAAAGAAUCGAAACGGUUGGUCAAUGACCCCUUGGUAAAUCAACUCCAAUGCCUACCGUAUACUAAAGGCCUUAACAGCUGUUCAGGGAAUUCCACACCAGCACUAUUUCUUACAAACCUUGGCAGACCAAACACGGAUAGUGUAAGCGGAUUCUUCGAAUCGGCAAACCGCUCACGUUCGGUGAGCGUUGCAAAGAUAAAACCCACCGUUAGACGCCUUCGCGCAAACUGGUUUCAGCAUGAUCUUUCACGGUCGCCAACAUUCAUGCGGCCUCUUGGAGUGUGUGUUUUUUUUCCACUCACAGAAUAUAAGGAUUUACGCGAUUAUUGCAUAAUUCAUUUCGUUAUGUUAAAGAGCGAGUAUAUUCUUAUCAAUAGAUAACUCUAAUCGCAUUGACAGUAAUUCAAGCUCAACGGCAAGAUCUGCAUUCAACUGCUACCCCAGAAAAAAUCCGUAGAACGCGUAAAUUUUCUGCUUGGCCUAGGUGGCCACUUCAGUGUAGUUUCUAGUUGCCAAAAUUAAUCGUUCACACUGACCGUUCAAUUAAAUACGAUACGAAUAACAGCAAGAAAAAAUUUACUCUGCUAAGGGCCUAUAAGGUAAACAAUAAAUGUUAGUGAUAGAAAUUUAAAAUUGAAACAAAAACAAACUCUGAAAGCACAUUUCCUAGAAACGCGCUAAACUGUCUGAAAAGCUUUAACACUAUCAUGUUUCGAGAAACUGACUGACCAGUUCACUAUGGAAGUAAUAUAUUUUUAAUGCCUAGCUUUAGUCCGAAUGAUGUGUGAACACUUUAAAAAGUAAACAUGUUAGAGAUGGUGCUUGAAUGUUGGCAUUUAGAUUUAGCUUCAGAUACACUGGAACAAAACUAACUGAAUGUAGAUUCAAACAAAAACUAGAAAGUAUUCAUCAAAAAUCGGUGUAUUUAUCUACAACAAAGUAAAUAUUUACAAUUAAAUCAAGUAAAACAAUAAAAACUAACUAUAGGACAACGCAGGGUCUUUGAGUAAGUACUACUUCAGUGCAGUAUACGGCAUGAUAAAAUGGAAUCAAUGGAAGCCGGAUCAACUAAACAAACAAAAGAUCACAUUAGACUAUUAUAGCAACCUAAUUAUGUCAAACAUACGUUUCCUAGAAACGCACAGGCAAAACUGGACGAACAGCUUCGGAUAACAUGAAAUACAAAUGCCAUAGAAUCACCAAUUAGUGAGUUUGGGAUCCAUGUUCAAAACUAGCAAGUAUAAGUCAGUAGAAAAAAAAUCAAAUAACAGUUGAAAGUCAACUCACUGAAUGACAAGGAACUAACCGAACGCAAACGUGGUGCCAUUUGCAAGGGGUAUUUCUCCUGAAAUAAAAUUGACAUUUUUUUCCUGAAGCCACUGUUAUCCAAAGGGUUUGCAGCCAUUUGCCAUUACCGAAACACGUCUCUCUAGUAGAAAAAGAAUAUACACUAUCUCAUAACCACUGUAAAUAGCGAACAUAAUCCCCGACAAAUCCCGAUUUAAUUUAUUAUUUUAUUACUUUAAGAACAAGUUUCCUAGGUUAUAUAACAUUAUGUCUAUUCGAAAUCGUAAUAUAGUUUCCACACACAGAAAAAAACACUUUUAUGAAGCAUAAACAAUGACACUUUUAUCCGUAAACAAAUGGAACAUUACAAACUUGAAUGGAAUGAAAAGGAAACUUAAGGCAAGUUGAGUAGUUUUAUGCUCGCAAACUAAUUUACCGAAAUUCAAAUAAAGAAAUCAAGCAAAUUUAUUCAUGUGUACCGUGCAAA
Wyeomyia smithii (pitcher-plant mosquito) is the source of this 8825-nucleotide messenger RNA. RefSeq lists its product as uncharacterized. The record is from RefSeq and is a predicted model, not a curated record. Bases 3215 to 5572 code for a protein of 785 amino acids. The transcript has 5 exons. Gene Ontology annotation, molecular function: G protein-coupled receptor activity; dopamine neurotransmitter receptor activity, coupled via Gi/Go. Gene Ontology annotation, cellular component: membrane. Gene Ontology annotation, biological process: adenylate cyclase-activating adrenergic receptor signaling pathway. Lineage: Eukaryota; Metazoa; Arthropoda; Insecta; Diptera; Culicidae.